UGACGUCGAUGCAUACCCUCUAUUACAGGAAUCUCGUGUGUCGCAGCAGAACUACAACACAUCCCAUGAUGCAGCGCAACGGCGCAUCGUGACCGACAGCAGCGCAGCUCGACCGAACCACCGGACAGCUAAAGUAUGAGAAGCUCUUAUUCCACGCGUUAUUCGGUCCAAACUGCAGACGGUCAGAGCCGCGGGAUGAGUGAAUGAAGAUCCGCUCGUUGAUAUGGAAGAGCCUCCCAGCAACUCCGAUGGUUUGCAGCCUCAGGAUCUGUCGUCGGCCUGCGGCCUUCCCAACAUCUUCGAUCUGACACGGAACGGUGAGGAAUGUCUGCUGAAAGCGAAUCCCAUCGACGCCUUGCGUGUUGUGCAGACGCCGGGCUGGUUCGUCAAUCCUGGGACCAGCAAUGGGGCGAUUCUUCCAGAGAAUGACUCUGACCUGCUGCCGCUUCCCACAGACCAGAUCCAACCGGAUGAUGCGUUUUCCAACACGGCCGUCAUGCUCUCAUACCUGAGCCGAUCGCAUGUCUUCUCGGAGCAUUCCCCGGUUUACGGCGUUCCUUCGGCAUUCCUUCGUGCCUACGAUCCUGGCAAACUGGCGGCAGAUGCGGGAGACGCGCCACUCUCGGUGGACUUGGACCAACACUGUCUCCAGCAGGUGUCCGUGCCGGUCGGACUAACAGCCUGCGAACCGUUUGGCUUCAUGACGCCGGCUCAGGUCGUCGAGAACGUGGCAGCGUUCUGCUACCUUCAACAACCUCCGGACAUGGAAAACCUUGCUUUGGAAACACUCAAGUCUUUACAAGCCGAUCCCAGCGAGUGCAGGUUUCCCAUCAGCGUGGACGAACUUCAGAAUGGAGCUGCUAAUGCAAUGUGGAACGUCGGACCCUUCGAGGGAGGAUUUCCGGAGGACAACGGCACGGAUGCGGAGGGAUUGUGUCCAACUGCAAACCCGGAGCUCGUCUUUCUCAUCUCCAGAUCCGAGGAGCCGGUGGUUUUAACGAACGCACAUGGAGCUGCGAGCUUCGCAAUGCCGUUAAACCAAGACGUCAGUAGUCCAUUAGAUUCCGGAUCACCUUCGGCAGAGCAAAUAGAGAAUGUUUGCACUUUGCCGCAGACUGCGAGUUCGCCAAGCGGAGAAGUGGAUGAUGCAAAGCAAGAAGAGGAGUCGGAUGCGAAGACCGAAUUGUCCUGCAACAAUCCAACCGAGUCCAUGCAGGUCAAUGAUGCGUCAGACACGGAUGCAUUCAAAACAAGCGAUGGAUUGUCUUCGCUCACCACCGAGAAGACAUUCGAGAGGAAAAAAUUGCCUCCGAGAGCCCGAAGAGGCACAAGGAUGGUAGCCAUUGUUCAAAACAUCCAACCCACCAGGUACAAACCGAGUCGAGCCCGUGUAAUAAAAUCUCAGGCGAGAAAGUCCAAGAAAAACAAGUCCUCCACUUCCCUGAAGAGGAUGCAGGAUGUGGCCGGAGAAAAGACAGCAUUGCAUUUACAGAAAGAAGAAACAGAAAUCAGGCGCUCCAGGAGACACAAAGCCACACAAUCUACCUCAUCUUCUGCAAAGACGUUAGAUGCAUUCUUAAAAUCGACAAAGAAAAAGUCCUCCGAAAGGAAAAGAAACUGUCAUUCCUUACCGAUGCCUCGAAAACAAGUUAGUGCUCACAAACGACCAACUUCUGCGAAGAAAUCUCAUGCUGGCAAGCGGAAAAGAAAGAAACACAAAGUCGGCCGCACGUCCUUUUUCUCACCGCAGGAACCCGAAAUUAAACUGAAAUGUCUGAACUGCAAGGAAGAGAAGAAGGAGGUGCGGGAUGACACCUUCAGGCCGUAUGUGCGCGUGCAUCUCAAGGACUUCCCAACCUGUACGGUUGUCAACUAUCCAGAGAACAAGCGGGGAAAGCGGUCGGCAUCUGCCGGCUUUGUGUCCGGCGUGUUGCCAGCGACGCCUGGACUGCAGUACGGACGAGUCUGCGCAGACGGCACGCGGAGCGACGUCCUAGUUUGCUGUCUCUGCGGGGGAUCGUCGAAUGCGAUGGACCUUGGAGACUUGCAUGGGCCGUAUUACCCUGAAGGCUACAAAUCAGCCUCCAAAGUCGUUUCCAAUCCAGAGGAGGAGGAUAAUAGUGACUCCAACUCGUCUUUUAGAGGAGGCAGUUGGACGAACUCUUUUCGCAGGGUGCCGGAGUCACCGGAUUCGAGAUGGACCGAGCCGUCCAGUAGUCCAACAGCGAAGAGACCCAGGACGGACUCCACCACUGAUUGGUUCAGCCCUCCCGUGGUUCCUCUUGACGCUAGCGAGCACUGGCUCCACGCAGACUGCGCCAUAUGGUCCGCAGGUGUCUUUCUGGUUCGGGGAAAACUGUAUGGGCUGGAUAAAGCCGUCAGGUUGGCGAAAGCGUCGGGUUGUUCGACUUGUCAAAAAAGGGGAGCAACGUUGGGCUGCGUUUUCAAAGGCUGCCCUAACAAGUACCACUACACAUGUGCGGUGCAAUCAGGUUGUGUAUUAAACGAGGAUAAUUUCUCGAUGAAAUGCAGAAGGCACAAGAACAAGUCCAUUAAAGGAUCAUCAUAUGGUCAAAUCAACAGGUGACGCUGGAGAAAGAGGAUCCUAUGCAAGAGUGCGUUUGACCUCUGACCUCCAGCAGCGUGUUCCUGUUCGCCGACCGCGGGACCUUCAGAUUCUCUCUGCUUCUGACAGAAACACCUGAACACCUUAAUGAUUCUGCUGUUGCACUGCUCAUAACAUCUCUCACUGUCACACAGAUGGCACUUCGUGAGACUCGCAAGUCGUUUUGGGUGGGGAACGUCGGGCGCGUCGGAGUGAAUUGCACAUUUAAGCGGCUCAAAGCAGGAGAUGAAACCUCUAAAGCUGAACCAUAGCACAAAGCCAGUGUGCUUGUUUCAUUUGCCAAUAUACUUUUUCACAAUAUGGGUUUGUCAUAUUUAUAUAUGGGGGCAAAUUUAUUUGUUAUUAUUGUAAAAAUUUUUUUUUGUUGCUGUUGUAAAAUUCCUUUUUCUGAAAUCAAUUUUGUUAAUUCUGUCUUAAUUUAUGAACUGAAUUUGAAAUAUACUGCUUGUCAGAAUGUAAAUCCCUCUUCAUAAUCAUCACUAUAUAUAUAUAUUUAGUCACAUCCAGUCAUGAAAAAUCGUCCUUUACAAAAUACAUUUAAGCUGAAGUGAAGGAAAACAUGAUGAAAGUUGUGGAAGCGACAGCAGGGGUUUAUGCAAGCAUUUUUGAAGGGCACUUUGUGUAAAGAAAAAAAUUGGGAAAAGAUCAAUUUUUUUUUUUUUUUUUUUUUUUUUUUUUUUUUAAGUAAGAGUCUGACUUCUAAAUUCAUGGCCAAAAUCCAGAUAACUGACAACGGCACAUUUACACACUUUAAGAGCGAGAUCCACUCUGAACAUGUCACUUUCAGUUGCAUUAAUUGUAUGAUUCACAAAUGUAGUUUUAUUGUAAGAAAUGCUGAAUAUUAAUGUAAGUUCACACAUAACUGAAUAUAACUUCAUUUUCACCUCAGCCAGUGGAUAUUCUUGUUGGUUCUAUGCACUUAAAUGCGUCCCCUUGACUUUUGCAAACUAGUGUAAGCUUGCAUUAGUAAUGAUCCAUUAGAAAUGACCUGUAGGAAAUUUGAUACAUUGGUUUUUUUGCACAUGCAAUGGAAACUUUGACUUGAGAAAGCAUUAAUUUGAACUUUAAGUGUUUGUGAAAUGUUGAACUUCAAUUUGUUAAUCUAUAAUUCCUUUAUAAAAGUGGGAUUAUUCAUUUGUUGCUGCCUUGCUAAGACAAAUCAGUGUAUUUAUGAUUUUCACCCAGGAAGCACUUCUUUAAUUCUUAAUGAACGAGACGCAGUGCAUUAAACAUGACACGUUAAGUGUAUUUAUAUGUCAGUAUUUUUGUCCAAAGUUUAAGAUGAAUCUGGAAUCUCUGCCAAUUUCAGCCUGAUGUAUUUGGCAGCUCGUGUAAUGUUGUUCAUGUCUGUUAAUGGACUCGUGUUGUGUGCCAUACUCUUGUGCAAAUGUCAUUUGUUUGGUUUUUCUUUUCUCUAACUUGAAUUGUCACAUUUUAGCAUCAUACCAAAUGUACCAAAAACAGUUUUUGUUUGCGUUGUUUUUCUCAAAUGUCUUUUCGAAUCUUAAUCUCAGGGUUGAGCAGGGUUCUUUUGUGUUGUUGUUGACAUUCUUACCCCGAAAUGUAUUUAUCUUGAACUGACUAAACCAAGUUGGUCAGCGUAAUAAAUUGGCUUCUUUUAUUUUGCCUAA
Megalobrama amblycephala (Wuchang bream) is the source of this 4257-nucleotide messenger RNA. RefSeq lists its product as uncharacterized. The record is from RefSeq and is a predicted model, not a curated record. Gene Ontology annotation, cellular component: nucleus. Gene Ontology annotation, biological process: regulation of transcription by RNA polymerase II. The coding region runs from base 224 to 2587 and encodes 787 amino acids. The transcript is spliced from 6 exons. NCBI's taxonomy places the organism in Eukaryota, Metazoa, Chordata, Actinopteri, Cypriniformes, Xenocyprididae.